AGUUUCCUAACAACAAUGAACGUGAUUCGGGUUAAGUAAUGACCGGGUUGACCCAAUCAUAGAUUCCGAGAAGUCCUAAUUUCAUAUUAUUCUAUUCUUGUUUUUUGUCCAGUCAAUAGUCAGAAACAUUUUAAAAACACUACGUCAGUCAAAGACUACUGUUCAAAUACUAUUUUAGCACGUUGAAUUAAAAGUACUUUAAAUUCAAUGUUUUAGCAUGUAACUACUAUUUAGAAACAGGCUAUUAUUAUAAAGAAAGAAAAACUUGACAUAUUUUACUUAACCUAACAAUAUUUUGUUUUUACAUUUAUUGAUAUUUGAUUUAUUACUAUGUUCAUCCAACAAAAGAUCUUCAGUAUUAUUAUUUACAGUUCUUAGUGUUUAAUUGAAUAUGGAGCGAAAUAGUAAGGAUGAAAUCGAUAUCUACGAUGAUGUUGUAAGGAAUGUUAAACAAGAGCUGAUUGAAGAAGCGCCAGCGAUGAAAAUUCGAGAUGAAAACAUCAAUAUUAUACAUUCAAUCAAACAAGAAAUAAACGAUGAUUCAAAUACAUUCAGAACAGUUGAAAAAUUCAUGUUUUCUACUAAACCAAAAAAGGACAUUUUAAAAACACAGAAUAUUGGAAACAAACUAAAAUAUUUAAAAGUUAUUCACGGAAUGCGUAGCAGAUCUAAAAGUCUGUUAAGGCAAGAAAAAAAUAUUAAAUCGAUUGCAGGAAUAAUAUUAUGUGGAUUUUGUGGAAAUUUAGUUAUAAAAAAAUUAGAAUUUUUAUGUCACUUAUAUAGAAACCAUUUUGUGAAACCAAACAAAUCACCCCUUAAAAAAAUUAGAAAAAUUGAAAGAAAUAUUGUUGAUUCAGAUAUUUGGAAAAAUAUAAAAGAUGAAAUCGAAGUUGUUGAUAAUGAAUUAAAACGUGAAAUUAUUGAUACAGAAGAAAAGACAUUCAAAUGUGAGCUUUGUUCAAAAACUUUUCCAUAUAAGAGUAUUUUAAAUGUACAUUUGCGUAGUCACACGGGAGAAAAACCGUUCAAAUGUGACAUUUGUACAAAAACUUUUUCACAAAAAAGUAAUUUGAACACGCAUUUUCGUAGUCACACAGGAGAGAAGCCAUUCGAAUGUAAUGUAUGUUCUAAAACAUUUUCACAGAAAAGUAAUUUGAAUACACAUUUGCGUUGUCAUAAAGAAGAGAAACUGAUCAUGUGUGACGUUUGCUUGAGACCAUUUCUAUGUGAAGAAGACUUGAAAAGGCAUUUUUUGUGCCAUUCCGGAGAAAAACAAUUUCAAUGUGAUAUUUGCUUAAAAUCUUUUUUGAAAAAAUAUUACCUAACCAAACAUUUGCGUUGUCAUACGGGAGAAAAACCAUUCAAAUGUGAAAUUUGUUCGAAAACUUUUACACAGAAAAGUAAUUUGAAAAUGCAUUUGCGGGGUCACCAAGGAGAGAAACCAUUCGAAUGUGAAUUUUGCUCAAAAAGAUUUUCACAUAAAAGUAAUAUGAAAAUACAUUUACGUGUACACGCUGGGGAAAAGCCAUUCAAAUGUGACAUUUGUUUGGAAAAUUUUUCAUUGGAAAAUCAAUUGAAAACACAUUUGAGCAGUCACCCAGAAGAAAAGCCAUUCAAAUGUGAUACUGAAAGUUUUUCACAACAAGAACAAUCAAAAGAACAUUUACAUAGUCACACAGGAGACAAACCGUUCAUUUGUAACAUUUGCUCAAAACCAUUUCUGUGUGAAGAAGAUAUGGAACGACAUUCAUUAUCUCAUUCUGGAGAUAAACCAUUUCAAUGUGAUAUUUGCUCAAAAUCUUUUACGAAAAAAUAUUAUUUAACAAAACAUUUGCAUUGUCAUACAGGAGAAAAACCUUUUAAAUGUUACGUUUGUUCAAAAAGUUUUUUACAGCGUUCCAAUCUUGAUGAUCAUUUGCGAAGUCACACUGGAGAAAAGCCGUUUAAAUGUGACAUAUGUUCGAAAUCGUUUUCACAACAAGGACAUUUAAACGAACAUUCUCGUAUUCAUACGGGAGAAAAACCAUUCAAAUGUUACAUUUGCUUUAAAUUCUAUUCGCGACGUUCUCACCUUAACGAGCAUUUGCGCCAGAUUCACAAAGAAAACGUAUUCAAAUGUGAAAUCUGUUUGAAAUCGUUUUCUCACAAAACUAAUUUGAAUAAACAUUUUCUUCAAGAUUGUACGCUAAAAAAAUCUUCAAAGAAUAUUAAAAAAUAAUAAUAUAUGUAUAUAUAUGAGGAUAAAGAAACACUAUUAUGAAUACAGUAUAAGAAUAACAUUUCACACAACACCCUGUAUCACAAUUUAUCAUAAAGUAAUAUUUGAAAGUUUAGUUUUAUUUGUCUACUUCUUUUACCCAACUGAUCUUUUAUAAAGUAUCAUAAACAGCCAAGUAAGUUGAAAAUGUGUAACCUCUAUAUUAUUAGUUGUCUAUGAAAUACUGUUCGUAAUUGACAUUCCACGCUCAAUUCUCAGCAUAUUCUCCUUCAAAACAGUUAAUCGGCCUUUUUUAGAAGCAAAAAUCCCACACAAAUUCUUCAAUCUAGUUAUUCGACGUUAGUAGGAACAUUCAAAACCAAUCCAAUUUAACUAGAAACCAAAAUCACAUAAAAACGUUUUUCACUCACAUAAUCAUCAUAGGAGCUAAGAUAAAAUUUGGUUUUCUUGCUUUGGCUCCGACGUCUCGUAUCAACAUUAAUGUUCAGUCAGAAUACAAAUAAAAUCAUUGUCUUUUAGAAAAUGAAAACUAUCGCUAUUAUUACUUUACAAGCCUACCAGUUUAUCAUAAAAGUCAACAAAACGGGAAUUUCUUAAUGAACAGUAACAUGCAAGAAAUUAAAUACCAUAAUAAUAAACUAAUUAUUUUAAGUACUUACCGAAGUUGGAUUCGUUCACAAUGUGUAGAUACUACAUCACGUUAUCUCUUCCAUUACUUCAGGUCUAUAUUUUUGGCAAACUUUUUCAGUAAAUAAGAUGUUAAAUGUAAUUAUUUUUAUUUCGGUAAUAAAGUUUUACUUUACAGUGUAAUGUUUUCUCAAUUAUUCAAUGUAUUUCAAAAAUUAUACAUAUACCGGCUUUGUAUUUACUACUUCGUUUUGUUAACCUCAUAAUUCUUCCAAGUAUUACAGCACUG
Molecule: messenger RNA, 3134 nt
Organism: Diorhabda carinulata
Lineage: Eukaryota; Metazoa; Arthropoda; Insecta; Coleoptera; Chrysomelidae
Product: zinc finger protein ZFP2-like
Exons: 2
Coding region: 392-2218 (608 amino acids)
Cellular component (GO): nucleus
Source: RefSeq, a predicted model, not a curated record